UCUAUGUUUACCAGUCGCUGGUGAAUUGAUAUCUUGUGCAAAGAGUCACAUCCGCUGAGAGUUUGGGGAGAGAGAGAGAGAGAGGGAGGGGGGAGGGGGUUUCAGUACCACUUCCCUUCGGCCAUUUAUAUGCGGAUGUGGAUGUUAGGGAAGUGCUGAGUGGGCUCUUAGGUCUGUGGGCGGCCCUCCUAGUACAGCCCGAGUGUUGUGUCCGCUACUGCUGGCGUUGCAACAGCAGUUCAGUGAGCGAUCAUGGCUUGUUGCAGUGCAGAGAGGCGCGGGAGAGUGUAAUUACGCUCUGCGAAUUACCGCUGGCGCGGUUUCAAGACGCAUUAGAGGAGGCAGUGCGGAGACAGUGUACAGGCAGUGUAGAGACAGUGUAGAGCCAUGUCUGGUGUAGUGGCUGCCGAGGCUGUCAGACCCAGCCAUAACUCAGCUUUCAGCGCCGUGGUCACGCGCAAGAGUUUCUCCUUCUCCGUGGAUGACAUCCUCGCCAGCACGCCCAAAGACACGCCCAAGACCUCCUCUCCAGUCCCCUCCGCCGCCCAAACCCCGCCCACGCACACGCUGCCCGCCGAAGACAGACUAUCGGCAGCGGCGGCGGCGGCGGCGGCGGCGGCGGCGACGCAGGACGGUAGUGACGAUGAUGGAGACGCAGAUGAGGAGAUCAACGUCGACUCCGAUCCCGACUACGACACCCGCUUCGAACUCCGGCACGAGGAGGAGGCUGGACGGAGGCUGCCCCCGCCCGUGCCCACGUUACUGGGGCAUUUAGGGGGGGCUGGGCCCCCCUUACAACCAGCCUCCACCUCCACCACCACCUCCUCCAUGUCUCCAGCUGUCAGCUGGCCUCCAAACCUCUUCUUCCAGCACCAUCUAGCACUUCGAGCCUUCUCUAGGGAGAUGCAGCUCCUGGUCCUCCUCAGACAGCCGCUGCUCUGA
Molecule: messenger RNA, 942 nt
Organism: Cherax quadricarinatus
Lineage: Eukaryota; Metazoa; Arthropoda; Malacostraca; Decapoda; Parastacidae
Source: RefSeq, a predicted model, not a curated record